UAAUUUCUUUUCUUUGAUUGUGUCUUAAUUUGGUUUUUAUCUUAACUUCGAUUGAUUGAUUAAUUUUAUCGGAUUACUUGUUGUAGUUUAGUUUCCAUGUUUAAAUUGGUACUCGUCAUACUAAACAAGUUUGAUUGGUGAAAGUGAAAACAAUGACAACAUUUAAUUCAACAACAGUUUAACAUUAUCCUUGUAACAAUUAGAUCAUUUUGUUUAUCACAUUGGAAACCAAAGUGUUGACUGUUGGCUUAAUGUUCACCAUUGAAAUUAAUUUCAUUCGUUUCCUGAUUAUUUGGUGAUUAACUGUUUAUAAAUUAUCAGAAUCUUCCAUCUUUAUCUUCAUUCUCUCAUUUUAAUUCAUCUCACUUUCUCUCUCUGUGUCGCUCAUUCAUUUUUUUCUCAUCUUCUGUUUGCUCAACAAUUUCUCUUGUUUAUGUUUUUAAUUUUCUAUUUUGUUUCUUUGGUUAAUUUAUUGAUUGUUCGGCAACUAAACACCCAAAUCUCUCAUUUCUGAUUUACCAUGAAAUCCAUUGUUACUCUCGAUGAAUGUCUCAAAGAUUCACCUAAUUUCAGAUCAACGCUAAGCAAAAAUGAAGAUGAUAUCCGAAAAUUGGAGGAUAAGCUUGUAAAGGUCAUCAAGUUGUGUCAUGAUAUGAUAGAUUCGGCUGAUUCAUUCAAACGAUCCAAAGGCGCUUUCAUAAAUGGUAUUUUUGACCUGACGUUACAUUUUAAGGAGGACUUGCCCGUUUUUAACACUCUGACUGAGAUCAAUGAUACCAUGAAAAAAUUACUUCAUUACCAAAGUAUACUAGUCGAGCAAAUGGAUCGAGCUGUAUCUAAAAAACUAUCCGAAUUUGUUGAUAGAAAGAUAAACGAAUGUAAAAAGACUAAACGUCAUUUUGAUAAAAUCUCCGAAUCUUAUGAUGAAGCUUUGAUCAAAAACUCGCAAACACCCAAAAGUAAACCAGCCGAAUGUGAAGAUGUUCGUAACCUUUUAACGGCAACUCGUGGUUGCUUUCAGCACACUGCACUUGAUUAUAUACGACAAAUAAGCUGCCUUCAAUCACAGAAACGUUAUGAAGUCCUCGAUUCGUUAAUUCUAUUGGUUCAAGCCUGUGGAACAUAUUUUCAACAAGGUGCUGACCUACUCAAAGAUUUCGAUGUCAAAAGCGUUGUCACUUCGAUUGAAAAGAUGAAGGAAGAAACUCACACACUACAAAGAGAAUUGGAACAAAAUCAUUCGAUUGUAAACAAAAUGGAUUUAACUGCAACUCUUUCUGAUGGAGAUUCACUAAUUAGAUCUCAGGGUUACCUUUUUAAGAGGACAACCAAUGCUUUCAAAACAUGGAAUCGUCGAUGGUUCAUUAUCGAAGACAAUAAGUUAAAAUAUAAGAAGAAAAGUGAGAAAGAAUAUUCAACAAUGGAGGAAGAUCUUCGUCUAUGUAAUGUUAAGCCAGUAAUCGACAGUGAACGACGUUUUUGCUUCGAAAUAGUUUCACCUACAAGAUAUCAUAUUUUACAAGCUGAUUCAGAGGAAGCAUGUAGACAUUGGGUUGCCUCCCUUCAGGCUGGAAUUGACGCUGCUUACAAUGGCCACUGUAUCGGUGAUAAUUUUGAAACGAGCGAUUCAAUUGAUUCAAGUGAUACCAGUUUAAGUUCAAAUUCAUUACGAUCAGCAGGAAAUUUAUCUCAAAGUACUUCAGGAGGUGGUCCACCUAAACCUCCUCGAGUCCAUCCAAUUAUCACUGGUCUUCCCGGUAAUGAGUUUUGUGCCGAUUGUCAAUCAAAUGAUCCCAAAUGGGCAUCAAUUAAUUUAGGUAUCACCCUGUGUAUUGAGUGUUCGGGUGUACAUCGAUCUCUUGGUGUUCAUAUAUCCAAAGUUAAAUCAUUAAUUUUAGAUGCAUGGGACUCGGAGCAAAUUAAGUUAAUGUUAGCCUUGGGUAAUACGGUGGUUAACUCGUUCUAUGAGGAAAAAGUUGAUGAAACUAUUGCCGUUAGACCAAAUUCCUCAUCUAAUCCAAGUGAACGUGAACUUUGGAUUAAAGCCAAAUAUGUGAAGAAAGAUUUUGUUCUUAAAUCUCUUGAAUCUAAAGAUAAACACUCAACUCUUACAUCAAACGAUUUCACCAAUAAUUUGAGCGAAAAUUGUGAAAAUAAUACUAAUAUUGGAUCAUUUGAUAAUCGUCUUUCCAUUGAAUAUGAUGAAUUGAAUCAAUUAUAUGCUGUGAUUAAAGAGGCAGAAGAAGAGUUAACUCAUGCUGCUGGAAUCGAUGGUAAUUCAGUGUCCAUGGCGUCCAAUUUAUCACUUCAAUACAAAAACUAUUUCAACCUGAUGCUUUACUCUGCAGCCAAAGAUGCAAAUGCUCAAUUAAUGUGUAAAGCAAUUUGUAAAGGAGCCCAAGUUAAUUGGUCUAAUUAUGAUGAUGAAGGGAUGACACCUCUUCAUCAAUUAGUCUUAACUGGUUCAGUUCCCUGUUGUGAAUACCUUUUACUCAAUGGAGCCAAAUGUAACAGUCAAGAUUCAUUAGGGCGAUCUCCUCUUCACCUUGCAACCGAGAAAAGUGAUACUGGUAUUGUUUGUCUUUUAUUAAAACGUGGAGCUGAUCAAACGUUAAUUGAUCAGGAAGGUCGAGAUGCUUUAUCCAUUGCAGUUAAUAAUGCGAAUGCUGAUAUUGUUACAUUAUUACGAUUAGCUAAAUUAAAUGAAGAGAUGAGGAAUGAUGAAUACAGUCCGGCAAGUGAGGACAUUUUCAAUGAAGUGGUUCGAGAUUUUUCCCAUAAAGCAUCAAAUGAUUACGAGAAACUUAAACGACCUAAUGAUUGAUUAACGUCCAUUAAUUAACGAUUAAUCGAUUUCCAGUUUGAUCAAUAAACCUUUUCUUUUGGCGGAAUGGAAUUGAUUAACUGUGUAAAUAGUUAAUUACAAGAAUCAACUUCAAGACACGUUUUAAUCAAAAACAAAGGAAUCUUAAAAUCUUCACAAUCAAUUAACUGUGAUCAAUAUUUUUUUAAAUCAACUAUAAUCAUAUCUCAUCUAUUGAACCAGAUCAAUCUACUUUUAUUAUUAUAUACACUCAUCAUCUCAUUGGUAGAACAUAAUUAAUAUCCUAACAAUUAAGUCUCUACUAAUUGUUAACACUCACCUGACUUAACCUCUCACCUCAACAAGUUACCUGAUGUUUACCUUUUCCGGAAUCUAAUUUAGAUCUGCCUUAGAAAAAGAGACAAAUGAAACACAAAUGAAAUUAACUAAUUGCCUUAAUCAUUUGUUUCUAGGAAUUAAUAGAUCUACACCUCAACUAAUCAAUCAAUCAAUUAAUCGAGGUAGAGAGCGAGAGAGGAGAUAAUUAUUUGGUUCUAAUUGAAUCAGAUUUUAUAAAUAUAAAACAUACUCAUUGCAAAAAGUUAAUUACAAGAAUCAAGUAUUAGAUUAACGUUUUUAAUGGUUAACCUCAUCUAAUUGACAUGGAAAAAUCAAAUGAACCAAAUCAAAUCAACAAUUACUUGCCUUUUCUCAUCUAAUUGUUAAUCACUGGACAUGAUUAACCAACUCCUAAACCCGAAUCCAAACCCAAAUCCUUGAUCCUUUUUUUUAAUUAAUUAAUAUUUUUGAUCUGUUUGACUUUGAUUUUUGUUUCUAAAUUCAACAAUCAACCCAUAAUUGUGUAAAAAAUCAAUCACCUUUUUAAUUAACUGUAAUUUUUUAUACUAAACAAGAAUAUAUUUAAUCUAAUUAUCCCUGUUUGUAAUUUUAUCACUAGAAAUGUAUUAUUAUUUUUUAAUUGCAAAUAUAUUAAUAGAUUUAUAAAGCUGAAAA
Molecule: messenger RNA, 3817 nt
Organism: Panonychus citri (citrus red mite)
Lineage: Eukaryota; Metazoa; Arthropoda; Arachnida; Trombidiformes; Tetranychidae
Product: arf-GAP with coiled-coil, ANK repeat and PH domain-containing protein 2-like
Exons: 11
Coding region: 521-2824 (767 amino acids)
Cellular component (GO): cytoplasm
Molecular function (GO): protein binding; GTPase activator activity
Source: RefSeq, a predicted model, not a curated record